AUGGCUAUCACAAGUAACCACGACGCCUCCAAGCCCGCCCGGCGAGGAUGGCCCUUCUGGAUCGUAUUCCUCGCGCUUUGCCUCUGCUUGCUACUAACAGGGCUUGAUCUUGCGUCGGUCGGCACUGCACUACCUGUCAUUACAAGGUCUUUGGGAGGCAAUGCCUCCUUCGCUUGGGUGUCCUCAGCGUACACAUUAUCUGCUACGGCGGUGCUGCCCUUAUCAGGUCGACUCUCCGAGUUAUUUGGGCGUAGAGACGUUCUGUUCGUCUUCAUCAUUUUCUUCACCGUCGGCUCUGUCAUUUGUGCUCGAGCACAAACGAUGGGGACUCUCAUCGCAGGAAGAACGCUUCAGGGAGUUGGCAACGGAGGCAUUCAGUCAUUAACGUCCAUUGUUGUGGCUGACCUGAUGACCCUGCAAGAGCGAGGAAUGUUCAACGCCCUCCUUGGAAUAGCCUUUACAACGGCAAGUCUGAUCGGCCCGUUCAUCGCUGGCGCUAUCGCGCAAGAAACUACAUGGAGAUGGUUAGUCGCUAUCCAUAAUCCCGAGUAUAUGAACCUCCCGCUUUGCGCAAUCGCGUUGUCUGUCGUGUUUGUGUUCCUCUGUCUUAAGAAGCCCGAGAUUGGAAGCGCCUCAGAGACGUUCGCCGCAAUGGAUAUACCGGGUAAUAUGCUGAUAGUAGCCAGCACCACGGUCUGCAUCAUUGCAUUGACUUGGGCCGGCGCGACUCAUCCUUGGACAUCGGCAUCCGUGCUUGCACCACUAAUUUUGGGCUUACUUGGUCUCGCAGGAGCCUUCGUGUACAAACUUACGAUAUCCUCUCGUCCUUUGAUUCCUCUAGGCAUACUCGAUAAUCGUACAAGUCUCAGCGGGUACGCCGCGCUCAUCCUGCAUCUAAUAUACAGUUCAUUUACCGUCUACAUCAGUUACGUUCAUCCAGCAUACUUCCAAGCCGUCAAAGUCGCAUCACCUUUGCACAGCGGCAUAUUUAUCUUCCCGAUUGUAUGCGUCAUCUCUCCUUCCGCCAUCCUUCAAGGAAUAUUCAUAUCCAAGACGGGAAAAUAUUGGAUGGUCCACCUCAUUGGCUGGAGCUUGAUGCUGGUAGCUCUAGGCCUAUUCACCAUCAUCGAUAGAACAUCCUCCGUUGGGGAAACGGUUCCGAUGCAAAUGAUCAUGGGCAUCAGCUUCGGCUUCCUUUAUGCGACAACCUUCUCUGUCCUUGCACCACUACCCCCAACGCUCAACGCACAAGCGCUUUCAUUCCUCAUGUUCGUCCGGACAUUCUCGCAGUCAUGGGGAAUCGCCAUUGCAGCCAGUGUUCUGCAGAAUGAACUGCUCGCGCGCCUGCCGCUGUCAGCCCUCCGCGACGCGCUUCCAGAUCACUCGUUUUUGCCAGGGAGCGGCGACCUAUCUUACGCCCUCAUUCCUCUCAUCAAGCAACUACACCAGCCGUUGCAGGACGAGGUGCGGGACGCGUUCGCGAAAAGCCUGCGAGUGGUGUGGAUUCUGCUCCUAGCGCUCGCAGGCGCAGGGUGGGUGUGCGUGUGGGGGGUGAAAGAACUGACACUGCAUACGAAGAAAGAUGAAAGAUGGGGGCUGGAUACCAAGGAAGCGGGCAGGGAAGAAACCGACGUGGGGCUGAACGACCUGCAAAGUGCCCGCAAGAACAGCGAGCCGUGA
Punctularia strigosozonata HHB-11173 SS5 is the source of this 1680-nucleotide messenger RNA. RefSeq names its product iron permease. The record is from RefSeq and is a predicted model, not a curated record. The transcript has 11 exons. Lineage: Eukaryota; Fungi; Basidiomycota; Agaricomycetes; Corticiales; Punctulariaceae. Bases 1 to 1680 code for a protein of 559 amino acids. Gene Ontology annotation, molecular function: transmembrane transporter activity. Gene Ontology annotation, biological process: transmembrane transport.